CCAAAAUCAAAUAAUUAAUCUAGGUAAUGUGAAGAAUGGACAGUUUCCCUUGCAGGUUCAGAACAUGCAAAGCAUCCAACCUCUUCAGAACUUGCAAAGUUUUCAAAACAUUCAAGGAAUUCAAGGCAUUCAAAUGAUAAAUGGACAGCCUAUUCAAGGGCAGAUAAUUGGGACACCAUUGUCUGGAAUUCAAGGUCUAGGUACAUUGGCGUUAAACGCACAAGGUAAUUUCACAACACUCGGACCUGUAGGGACUCAAGGGAGCCCUCAACAACUAACCUCAAUAAAUGUUUUAGGACAGCAGGGAAUUCAAGGUGUUCAACAAAUACAAAACCUCGCUGGCACACAAAUUAUAACAGCACAAGGUCAACAAAUACCAAUCCAACAAGAUCCCAACGACCCUUCUAAAUGGCAGGUGGUUGCUACGGGAGCUUCACAGACGGCCACGCCCCUCAACAUUCCAAACCUCAUGUCCCCUAUAUCACAAGUGUCAAAUGACACACCUGCAUCGGGUAAACGGUUACGACGUGUUGCAUGUACAUGUCCAAACUGUCAGAAUAACGAAAACAAAGAUAAUAAAAAGAAGGUUCACAUUUGUCAUAUGGAGGGUUGUAAUAAAGUAUAUGGUAAAACAUCACACUUACGGGCACAUCUAAGGUGGCACACAGGUGAGAGACCAUUUGUAUGUAACUGGAUGUUUUGUGGUAAACGUUUUACAAGAUCUGAUGAAUUACAGAGACAUAAAAGGACACAUACAGGUGAGAAAAAGUUUGCAUGUGAAGAGUGCGGUAAGAAAUUUAUGCGAUCAGAUCACUUGUCUAAACAUAAACGUACGCACAACAAGAAAAUGUUAGAUUCCGACGGUCAUAUAGUUGGCGAUGAAGCUAAAUUCACAGUGGAAGAAGAUGAUGAUAUGGUUCAUAUUAGUAUUGAAGGAAUGCCAUCAGCUGCUCUAGAAUUUGCUGGUGAGGAUAAUGAUGAUGAAGAUGAUGAUGAGGAAUCUGAAAGACAAGAACUUACUCUGGAAUUAGCUAAUCAGAAGAUGGAUUCAAACUGAUUGUUUUAAAACAGUGUUUCUCAUUGGUUGGAAAUCUUACUCUGGAAUUAGCCAAUCAGAAGAUGGAGUCAAACUGAUUGUUUUAAAACAGCUGUUCUCAUUGGUUAAAAAUAUAGGGGUGUGUAAGAAUCAAACAGAUUGUUUUAAAGCAAGUGUUGUCAUUGGUUGAAAUUAAAGGUAUACAUUUGAAUCAAUCUAAUAAGUUUGUAACAGCUGCCCUCAUUGGUUGAAAUAAUAAGGACUGAAUUAUGGGAGUAGUCUAAUUAAAAAGGCUAGGGACAGAAUUCAAAAGCAAUAUAGACUUUCAAAACUUUUGAUUUGUUUUUGAAUAAUAAAUGUUGCUGUUUGAAGAAUUUCUGGAAAAAAGAUAAUCCUGACUUAAGGAAGAAUGUGAUUGGUAGGAGAAAGCAUCACAUGCUUGAUGGGUUGAAACAUAUUGCUCUCUACAUACAUAAUGUAAUAUGUAAAUGAGAAAAGAAUCAGGAGGCAAGGUUAAGUAUGAUUGGUUCAAAGUAUCUUGUGUGUUAAUGAAGCAGACCAAUCAGAAAUUGUUUUAUGUAUUUGAAAUUGAUCGUGAACAUGACAUUAAUAGAAAGUGCAAUAAAUUGUGUUUUACUUACUGUA
Ruditapes philippinarum (Manila clam) is the source of this 1681-nucleotide messenger RNA. Its product is annotated as transcription factor Sp3-like. Gene Ontology annotation, biological process: regulation of transcription by RNA polymerase II. The coding region runs from base 65 to 1057 and encodes 330 amino acids. The transcript is spliced from 5 exons. The record is from RefSeq and is a predicted model, not a curated record. Gene Ontology annotation, molecular function: RNA polymerase II cis-regulatory region sequence-specific DNA binding; DNA-binding transcription factor activity, RNA polymerase II-specific. Lineage: Eukaryota; Metazoa; Mollusca; Bivalvia; Venerida; Veneridae.